Vigna radiata var. radiata (mung bean) is the source of this 2125-nucleotide messenger RNA. Its product is annotated as glutathionyl-hydroquinone reductase YqjG. The transcript is spliced from 3 exons. NCBI's taxonomy places the organism in Eukaryota, Viridiplantae, Streptophyta, Magnoliopsida, Fabales, Fabaceae. Gene Ontology annotation, cellular component: cytoplasm. The record is from RefSeq and is a predicted model, not a curated record. Bases 63 to 1277 code for a protein of 404 amino acids. Gene Ontology annotation, molecular function: glutathione transferase activity.
UGAGAAAAAAAUGAAACAAAUAUUAAAAACAUGUACAAUGGCAAGGAGCUUGCUGGAAGACGAUGUCGUCGUGUACUAGUUGUGCUUUUUCUUCUUCCCUUCUCCUGGUGAAUCCUCCGCCGAGAGCUUCCCGCAACGACAUCCGUCGAAGCCUAAGGAUGUCACUCAACAACGACAACACUAAUUCAAACUUCACAUCUUCAUCGUUGCUCAAUUCAGUUACAAAAUUGCUGUGGGGACAGUCUCUUCCGCCGGGGAUCCUCGUCGCCACGGUGCGCACGGCCUGGAACUCCGCGUGGGGGCUCAUGAUGUCCCAGCUUGCUCCCUCCGACUCCUCCGGCGGGUAUUCGAGGCCCGCAUCCAAAUUCCGAAUCUUGGGCUCUCUUUCUCCGGGCACCCUCCACCUGUACGUGGGCCUGGCGUGCCCGUGGGCCCACCGGACUCUGAUAGUGCGGGCAUUGAAGGGGCUGGAAGAGGCGGUGCCCGUGUCGGUUGCGUCGCCGGGGAUGGACGGGUCGUGGGAGUUCAAAGGGGUGGGCGGGGCUCAUUCGGGUUCGAUUGGGCCAAGUUUGGAUAAGGCGAACGGGUGCAGAACGUUGAAGGAAGUAUACGGGCUUCGUAGAGGGGGGUAUGAUGGGAGAUCGACGGUGCCAAUGUUGUGGGAUAAGGGUUCGAAGGAGGUUGUGUGCAACGAGAGCUACGAUAUUAUUCAGUUGUUUAACUCCGGGUUGAAUAGCAUGGCGGGGAAGCCCGAGUUGGAUCUGUCGCCCCCUGAAUUGAAGGAAGAGAUUGAGGAAUGGUAUCGAAUCAUAUAUCCGAAUGUGAAUAACGGGGUUUAUAGGUGUGGGUUUGCACAGAGCCAAGAGGCGUAUGAUAGAUCGGUGAAUGAGUUGUUUUGUACACUUGACAGAUUGGAGGAUCACUUGGCCAAUUCCCGCUACUUGUGUGGAGAUCAAUUCACCCUUGUGGAUAUAUGUCUGUUUACCACUCUCAUUCGCUUUGAUCUUGCGUAUAAUGUUUUGUUUAGAUGCACCAAGAAGAAGCUCUCUGAGUAUGCCAAUCUUCAUGCCUACAUGCGUGACAUUUAUCAGAUUCCCAAGGUCGCAGCUACUUGCAAUUUUACAGAAAUUAUGGAUGGUUACUACAAAACCCUUUUUCCUUUGAACCCAGGGAGCAUUAGACCGGUCAUGCCUUCUACUUCUGACCACCAAUUCCUUUGCAGGCCUCAUGGAAGGGAAUCGCUGUCAUCAGCUACACCAGCCAUCUUUUUGUAUUAGUUAAACAACAUACAUGUUUCUUUCCAUUACUGCAAGUGUAUAGCACUUCUACAGUUAUAUGAAUCCUUCAGAAAACCCUAGAAAAACCUCUGCUAUUUUCUACAUACCCGAAUACAGUAACAACAUCCCAUUAGGGUUGGACAUAAUUCAAUGAACUGUAUUGUAUCUACAAUUAACCAUAAUAUAUUAUACCUAAAGAAACUAAACUUGAUUUACCUAAAAACUAAUUAAACUAUUCUAUAGUUUAGUAAAAAAACAUUGAACUUUACACCAGUUCGGUACAGUAUAACUGUGAAAUACAGAUUUUUUCCUAACUAAGAAUUUCACUCCAAAUUGAAAACUUUCGAAGCUAGGGUUCAAGAGAAUUGAGAGAAUUGCAAAGAGAGUUUCAUGGUUCCUUCGAGAAAAUGUACUAGGAGGCUUGAUUCAACAGAUCAGAGACUGCCUACAAAGGAUUGAUGCUGCAAAAGGGGUUGAUUGAGGGGCGCGAACAAAAUGUGAAGUCACUCGAAGAGGAGCGGGGUUUUUCUUUUCCUUCCUUUAGUUUUUCUAUAAAAAAAGUUGUAUAAUAGUUUUUCUGUGGGGUUAGUUUUGGUUACUCUAGGUUAUUUUCAGUUUGAGGAUGAUCAGUAGAUGAUAGUUUUGGUUAAAUCACAAGUUAGCUGAAGCUUCUUCUAGCUUUUCUCCCUACACUAACGCGUUUUUUUAUUCUGUUUGCAAUGCUUUUAGAUUCGUAGUUGUUGAGUUAGACUCAGGUGGCAGCUUUGAGCUGUAUACUGUGAACCGAGAUCAACAGUGUAAUAAUUUAGGAGCCAAACCUAAUAAAUAAUUGAACCUUUGUCGUUUAA